GCCAGUGAGUAAGAGAGAGAGAGAGAGCAUGGCUUUCCAUUGCACUCUCCACCAAUUCUUCGGCGUAGCGCUCCUUGUUUUGCUCAUCGUUCGGCCCUCUAAUUCCGCCGGGAGCAGCAAGGCAAAUGAAGUGGAUGGGGGCAGCAUUUCUUACAGGGCGUUAAACCAGAGGCACGAGUCGUGGAUGAGAAAAUAUCACCGUAACUACCAUAAUGAUACAGCAGCGCAAGAAAAGCGUUUCAACAUCUUCGCAGCCAACAUGAACUUCAUCGACUCCUUCAACAAAGGCAACCACAACUUCUCACUGAAAUCUAACAACUUCACCGAUAUGACCAACAAGGAAUUCACGGAGAGUUAUACCAACUCGAGGCUCUCGCACUACUUUCGUUAUGGGAAGCCCCAGCCCUCGCCCACGAACUACAGUUAUCAACCUCCAAAUGGCAUUGACUGGCGGGACAAGGGCGCCGUCACUGGCGUCAAGAAUCAAGGGGCAUGCGGUUCUUGUUGGGCGUUCGCUACCGUCGCAGCAAUAGAAGGCAUCAUUCAGAUCAAAACAGGUAAGCUAACAGCGUUGUCAGAGCAAGAGCUCGUAGACUGUGUGCCACCGCGAAAGGGGCAUAAAUCAUGCGACGGCGGCUAUGUAAAGAGAGCUUUCAACUUUGUGAUCCAUAACGGGAGUCUGACAACUGAAGACAACUACCCGUACAAGGGAGUUCCUGGACCUUGCAAUUUCACUCUGAAUUCUGCUUCUGAUCUGACUCAGGCUAGUGGUGUUACAAUAAAAGGAUUUAAGCAGGUUAACAAUGAUGAGACGGAACUUUUGAAAGCUGUGGCCAGGCAACCGGUCACAGUCUCUGUCGCAAUAAACACUACUAUCUUGCAAUCUUACAGCGCUGGUGUCCUCACUGAAAUUGGUUGUGGAUCUGAUAUCAACCAUAGCAUGACGGUGGUGGGCUACGGCACUGAGAACGGCACCGACUACUGGCUCUUGAAGAACUCGUAUGGGCCUGAUUGGGGGGACAGCGGGUAUAUAGAGAUGGCUAGAGGUGUGAAUGGAGGAAUUUGUAGAAUCACCGAGGAAGCUUUCUACCCGGUUAUUGACUGAUACUGCGCAAAGAAGAGAUGGCUCGAUAACAGAUCAUUGUACUAGUCUAAGUAAUAAAAAGAAAAGAGUAUUGUAAUAAUUAUUGGGUCUCAAUUUGAUUCGGCUUAAUCAUCUUUUAUCCCCUCCCCUACCCAUUAAACUCAACGCAAG
Molecule: messenger RNA, 1255 nt
Organism: Zingiber officinale
Lineage: Eukaryota; Viridiplantae; Streptophyta; Magnoliopsida; Zingiberales; Zingiberaceae
Product: zingipain-2-like
Exons: 2
Coding region: 29-1105 (358 amino acids)
Cellular component (GO): lysosome
Molecular function (GO): cysteine-type endopeptidase activity
Source: RefSeq, a predicted model, not a curated record